AUGGUCAACUUCGGCGUUUUUGGUUGUAUCGAUGUGGAUGCACUGCACUGUCGGUUUAGCGUCCCGCGUACGACAGCCGUGCAUGGCGUAUUGCAGGCGUUUUCUAAUGUCAGAAACGCUCAAAGCAACGCAAAGUCAAUUUCCACUCAGGCUUGGGUUGGGAAUCUGCAAGAAAUUCCGGAGCUUUUGGCAGACGUAAGCAAGACGCGGCGAUGUAUCAGCAACGAGUAUGUUCGCACGGAGCCACUUUACUAUUCGUGUCUCGUGGUCCUCACUGAAAGGUGGAGGUGUACGGACAACAUUUUACGAAAGGAUUUUGUUAUAGGUGCUGCCGGGCUUUUUCUUUUCGAUCUUGGAAGUCAUUUGCCAGCAUGUUGCCAAGCCAUACAAAUUCUUUGA
This is a messenger RNA of Plasmopara halstedii, 399 nucleotides long. RefSeq lists its product as uncharacterized. The record is from RefSeq and is a predicted model, not a curated record. Lineage: Eukaryota; Oomycota; Peronosporomycetes; Peronosporales; Peronosporaceae. The transcript is spliced from 4 exons. Bases 1 to 399 code for a protein of 132 amino acids.